Fonsecaea multimorphosa CBS 102226 is the source of this 615-nucleotide messenger RNA. RefSeq lists its product as uncharacterized. Gene Ontology annotation, molecular function: ubiquitin binding. NCBI's taxonomy places the organism in Eukaryota, Fungi, Ascomycota, Eurotiomycetes, Chaetothyriales, Herpotrichiellaceae. The transcript is spliced from 2 exons. The coding region runs from base 1 to 615 and encodes 204 amino acids. The record is from RefSeq and is a predicted model, not a curated record.
AUGUCCUCAACCGUCGACGAAGAAGCGACCAUCUCCAUCCCGAGCCUUGCCUUUGUCGCUGUGCUCGGAUAUUUCAUCUAUCGCUACUUCUUCUCUUCCCGGCCAGGUGCCGCCGACGGUGGCUCCCCAACAUCCUCCACUGCCUCGAGAAACACCACUCCGGGGAUUCGUUUCACGCCUGCGCAAGUUGAUCAGAUAGCGCAAAUGUUUCCACAAUUAAACCGCAGGGAUAUAAUGUGGGAUCUGCAUCGUAAUAGAGGCAGUGUGCAGGCCACAACGGAAAGGGUGUUGACGGGGAGGGGACUGGAUCCGGCUCCGCCUUCAUUCCAGCCGCCGCCUUCGUUUAUGGCCACAUCUUCUGAAUCGAAUACCACCCCCAGCGUAUUAACACCAUUCAAAAAACCUACCCCGCCCGACUUGAUCACGCGAUACAAUUUACAAGCAAAGGUAAACUCAAAGGGGAAAGAAAGAGAAGAGGAAUCACCGCCACCAGGAUGGACUAGCAACAAAGAUGAGCGACAGAGGAUGCUCCAGAGACGGCGAGAAGAAAUGAUUCUUGCGGCUCGAAGGAAGAUGCAGGAGAAAGAUGCAGAAAACGGAAGUCCUCCAUCUUAG